CCAGACUUGUCAACUGACAGUCUGGAGUCACUCAUGUGACUCCCCGGCUGAAUGCCACGGCAAUUCCCCAAAACAGUUAGGGCGGGACAUCCCCGGCCGAGGUUUAACUUCAACUUUUCCCUCUGCCCCUCAUACUUGGGUCCCUUGCUGCCCGUGGCAUUUAUUUUCCGUGCGUGUCAUUUGGCUCGGUAGUAUACUACUCAGCUGCAACCAGCUAUUGACUACUUACUAUCUGCGACUGGCUGCAGUCAUUGAUACAUGCGAACCAAUCCGGAGGUGCCGCAACUAAUGUGCUUUACCACAUCUGGUUCUAGCCUACAUGGCUUAUCAUCGACUUCGCUCCUCUGUCAGGUUUGAAGACCUGAAAAUCCGGAGGUAUGCCUUCCUGGCAUACAAUUGUCUUGAAUUCUGCCAUCUACCUUGCAGAUGGCGCUGCCUGGCACUCUUACUCUGUAUUCAUGAAGAUCCAUCGCUUUAUCCAGCGGCAAAAAGUGACACUGAUCACAGGUUACACGAAAAUCGUAUUCCAAGCUGAUUGGACACCUAGAUGGUCGAUCUGUCUGUGUUGUAUCUGCAAAAUUAUACCCGAUGCAGGAAGGUUCUGUAGGGUCAGAUAAGUACUGUAAGUUCGUAUACAGUGUGACUUAGCACACAAGCAUAAAUUGUGUGGCUAGUCUUCCAGCUCUCUUAUCAAUCAUCAUGAAUUCGAG
Aspergillus vadensis CBS 113365 is the source of this 710-nucleotide messenger RNA. RefSeq lists its product as uncharacterized. NCBI's taxonomy places the organism in Eukaryota, Fungi, Ascomycota, Eurotiomycetes, Eurotiales, Aspergillaceae. The coding region runs from base 378 to 617 and encodes 79 amino acids. The transcript has a single exon. The record is from RefSeq and is a predicted model, not a curated record.